Messenger RNA from Musa acuminata subsp. malaccensis (wild Malaysian banana), 1149 nucleotides. Its product is annotated as probable protein phosphatase 2C 55. Gene Ontology annotation, biological process: protein dephosphorylation. Gene Ontology annotation, molecular function: protein serine/threonine phosphatase activity. The record is from RefSeq and is a predicted model, not a curated record. Lineage: Eukaryota; Viridiplantae; Streptophyta; Magnoliopsida; Zingiberales; Musaceae.
AUGAAGGAAGAGAACCCUGAACACCAAAACGGUGAUCCUUCAUCUUCUUCUUCCACUGCUCGCAGUCCGGAGUUUCUCAUCGAAACAAAGGACCAGUCGUCGUCCACCUAUAGAGAGAAAUGCGGAAGUCAAGAUACGGUCGCCAUGAAGGAAGACAAUGCAGAAUACCCAAGCAAUGGCCCUUCGUCUUCUUCCACUGCUCAAGAUCUAACGCUGCUCACAGAAACAGAGGAGCCGUCAUCUACCUGUAAAGAGCAGUGCAGCAGUCAAGAUGCGAUCGCCACGAAGGAAGACAGCCCAGAGUACCAUAACGAUGACAGUGCAUCCUUGUCUACUGCUCAAGAUCCGGAGUUGCCCACCGAAACACAGGAACAGAGGUGCAGAAGUCACGAAGCAGUUGAAAAGAGGACGCCACUGAAGAUGAAGGCAGGAUCAUAUUACAUACCACAUAUGAGAAAAUUGAAAGGAGAAGACGCUCACUUCAUAUGUGAGCAUGAGCAAGUCGUCGGUGUAGCAGAUGGCGUCGGCGGAUGGGCCAAGUUAGGCAUCGAUGCCGGAGAAUAUGCUCGAGAGCUCAUGUCUCGUGCGGAGCAAGCGGUUCGUGCAUCACCUGAAGGUUGCGUUGAUCCUUUCCAGGUCCUGGCAACAGCUCAUGCCCUGACAAAUGCAUUGGGAGCCUCCACUGCUUGCAUCAUGGCACUCAAAGGCCAGUACAUUCAUACAGUGAAUAUUGGCGAUAGCGGCUUUUUGGUGGUUAGAGAUGAUGCCGUAUUGUACCAUUCUCCCGCACAACAAAGAGGUUUUAACACGCCAUAUCAACUCCAAAACUCUGGCGAAACGCUAAAUGAUGCAGAGGUAAAGUCGAUGGGAGUUGAACCAGGAGACAUCAUUGUUGUAGCCACAGAUGGGGUAUUCGACAACCUGUUCGACAGCGAGGUGGUUCGACUGAUAAAAUCCGGAUUGGUGCUCAAUCUAAGUGCAGAACGUAUAGCUAGUCUUAUUGCUGAUGAAGCCCAACGCAACUCACUCAGAAGAACGAAAGAAACACCCUUCUCUAUAGCAUGUAGAAAGGCAGGAAAGCGCCGAAAAGGAGGCAAGAAAGACGAUAUCACGGUGGUGGUUAUGUUCAUUAUUGAGGCUGACGAUUAA